AUGUCUGCCCCCAGAAAAACCACCAGCGUCAAACUGGUGCUGCUCGGCGAGGCCGCGGUCGGCAAGUCGUCGCUGGUGCUGCGGUUCGUCAGCAACGAGUUCCAGGAAAACAAAGAGCCCACCAUCGGCGCAGCCUUCCUCACACAAAAGUGCAACUUCCCCGACCGCACAAUCAAAUUUGAAAUCUGGGACACGGCCGGACAGGAGCGAUUCGCCUCUCUGGCGCCCAUGUACUAUCGAAACGCCCAGACCGCGCUCGUGGUCUAUGACAUCACCAAGCCUCAGUCAUUCAUCAAGGCCCGACACUGGGUCAGCGAGCUCAAGUCCCAGGCAUCUCCAGGCAUCAUCAUUGCCCUGGUCGGCAACAAGCGAGAUCUGGUGGACGACGACGAGUCUGCCCGAAAGGUGGCGGAGGACGAGGGCAAGCAGCUCGCCGAGGAGGAGGGUCUGCUCUUUUUUGAAACCUCGGCAAAGACCGGCCUCAACGUCAAGGACGUGUUCAUGGCCAUUGCCCAGAAGAUUCCCGAGGAGCAGAAGGCGCCAUCUGGAGGCCUCAGAGGAGCAGAGGAGGACAGCAGGGUCGACCUCAACUCGGCCGUCGCUGGCCCCGAAAGCAGCUGUGCUUGUUAG
Messenger RNA from Yarrowia lipolytica CLIB122, 630 nucleotides. RefSeq lists its product as uncharacterized. NCBI's taxonomy places the organism in Eukaryota, Fungi, Ascomycota, Dipodascomycetes, Dipodascales. Gene Ontology annotation, molecular function: GTP binding; GTPase activity. Gene Ontology annotation, cellular component: Golgi apparatus; endosome. The record is from RefSeq and is a predicted model, not a curated record.